AUGUCCUCUGGUAUUAGCGACAAAGAUGUUGCGGAUGUGCUUAAUGCAAUCGAUGGGGUCGGGAAUUCUACAAUGCAGCCACAUCGAGUUGCAAAGCCUGUGCCACUCUCGUCGCUGGCUAUCAUUAACGAUCCUCAGUGCAAUAACAGCGACCUAAAGUCUAUACUUCAAGAGGUAUGCAAUUUACACUUUUUGAGAACUUGUUAA
Messenger RNA from Gongylonema pulchrum, 207 nucleotides. Lineage: Eukaryota; Metazoa; Nematoda; Chromadorea; Rhabditida; Gongylonematidae. The record is from the annotation of a GenBank genome assembly.